Molecule: messenger RNA, 500 nt
Organism: Soboliphyme baturini
Lineage: Eukaryota; Metazoa; Nematoda; Enoplea; Dioctophymatida; Soboliphymatidae
Source: the annotation of a GenBank genome assembly
AUGCGGUCGAGUCGCAGCAUAACGAUCGGCGGCCGUUUGGAGAAUACAAAGACAAAACGAGACACAGACGAUGCGAUGAUGCGUCACUUGAAAAAGCCGUUGCUUGGCGUUCUGAGUGGUCUGACCCUCAAUCGCAACUGGCUCUUCCAUCUUGUGCUGAAAAACGAUUCACGCGUGGUCGUCAGUGGAGACGUCAAGCGCUACUCGUUCCCCCUGGAAAUCGACUUUAAGCGACAGACGUCCAGCAACAACAACCAAACUCAGCACGAGCAGCACGUGGUCGGGAUGCGAGACAAGAUGCUAGCGAGUUCCAGUGUCCCACAGAGCACCGCCGACGAGCUGCUUCUUUCUGGUGAGACGUUGGCUGGCUCUGGUUGCAGAGACAACGUUGACGACGAAGACUGCGUUUCGUUCAUUCCUAACACCAGUGGUACGUUGACUUUAUUCCAGAUUGAUAUAAUGCUUUGUCUUGUUGGUCUAAUAAUAUUUUCCUUAUAACA